Molecule: messenger RNA, 630 nt
Organism: Caenorhabditis bovis
Lineage: Eukaryota; Metazoa; Nematoda; Chromadorea; Rhabditida; Rhabditidae
Source: the annotation of a GenBank genome assembly
AUGCUCCCCUACUCGUGCAUCGCCUUGAUUGCUCUGUCGUCGACGCUCGUCGACGCGCAAUUCAGUCGUGCCGGACAAUCGCAGAUUCUCAAUGCGCACAACGCGAUGCGCUCGAAGAUUGCCAAAGGCGCCUACGUCGCCAAGGGCAUCCGAAAACCAUCGGCCUCGAACAUGCUCAAAAUGAAAUGGGACGCCGGUGUGGCGGCGAGCGCGCAGGCCUACGCCAACAGAUGCCCGACGGGCCAUUCGCACGCCGCCGGUCUCGGCGAGAACCUCUACUGGUAUUGGACGUCGGCGAGUCUUGGUGAUCUCAACAAAUACGGAGCCAUGGCAACGAAAUCAUGGGAAGACGAGUUCCAAAAAUUCGGCUGGAGGAGCAACAAAUUGGACGCGGCUCUGUUCAACACCGGCAUCGGACACGCUAGCCAAAUGGCGUGGGCCGGCACGGGACUCAUCGGAUGCGGUGUGAAGGCGUGCGGAAAAGAACGCGGAGUGAACAAGGUCACAGUGGUGUGCCAAUACAAGAAACCUGGCAACUAUUUGGGUCAGAAUAUCUACGAAAGCGGAGCGACGUGCUCGAAGUGUCCAUCGGGAAGCAGAUGCGAAUCCUCAACAGGACUUUGCGCUUAG